Molecule: messenger RNA, 6667 nt
Organism: Amoebophrya sp. A25
Lineage: Eukaryota; Dinophyceae; Syndiniales; Amoebophryaceae
Source: the annotation of a GenBank genome assembly
CAAAAUCAAUCAUCAUGAUGUUGGAACUGGAUGAUUGGAGCCCCAUUGUUCUUUUGCCUGCACUUUAAGCAUUUCUAACAUAGUUGUAGUUGCAGCAAGAACUAGUACAAAUAGCAACUUACAACUUUUUAUGUUCUUUAGUACAAGGAUGAUUAUCAAUAUCAAAUGAACCAAUAUCGUGGAGCUGCAGGAGUUUUUUGGUGAUUUAGAUUGAUGAGGAAGCUCUCAACGUUGAAAAUUUGUUCUUAGACGAGAAUUGCGUUUCACGAACAAGAAGUGUGAUCAGAAUUCAUAUUUUGAACGUACUUUGAGAUUGAGGUUAAAAUAAACAUAUUGAUUUUGACAGGUGAUUAAGUAGCUCUUAGCUGGAUUUCGAAUAAGAAGGAGUGUUUAUUGUCAUGGAAAACUAUGUCGUAUCAUCUGUCCAGAAAUUUUGCGGUCUUCUAUAAAAGGUAGACUGGCGAAGCAGUCCGGACCGACGUCUGAUAGCACAGCCGCGGUGCCGCGACUUCAGAUGACCUAGGCUGUCUUUCUUCGAGGCGACAAGAACCUAAUCUGCGACGACACAAAAGUAGAAGUCGAGAGAAAAAUCGAUCUACGAAUCGCAUACUCACGAAAUCCUGCUUCUUCAACAACUGUUGUAGCGGCUGACAACAAAUUUGUGACUGGGGUCUUGUGACAACCCUCAAGCACCAGAAUGAACGACACGAGCUACCGGGCAAGCGGCUCAAGCCGCGAAAACAUGAACAUGGAGCUGCGAGUAGGUAAGCGCUAAAAAAUUCAAAAGUCGAACCUUUGUUGUAAUUUAUUUUCUCUUUCGCGAGGUGGAGCUCGUGAUCAUGUUCCUUUACCAUAUUUUUUUGUAAGCGUAAAAAUUAAAAUCAGGUAAUAAGUAUCGUCUGCGACACAAAAUCGGCAGCGGAAGUUUUGGUGAUAUCUAUCUCGGAGCUGAUAUCCAAACUGGUGAAGAGGUCGCAAUCAAGCUAGAAAGCAUAAAGUCACGACACCCGCAACUCUUGUAUGAAUCCAAACUUUACAAGAUUCUCGCCGGCGGCGUUGGCAUCCCCAACCUGCACUGGUAUUUAUUCAAGGCUCACUUCUAGUAGGUUCUUUUUCUUAAUUGUUCGUAAGUACCACUGAGUACUACUCAAAGCUUAGUUGUAGUUUUUAAUAUGCAGCUAGCCCUACUCAUUAUUUCAAUUUCUGUCAGCAGCCUCUACACCAUGUCAAUGGAUGGAAAAUAUCGUCAUUUCCAACUUGCGCACCUCAGGUACGGCGUGGAAGGUGACUACAAUGUCAUGGUAGUGGAUUUGUUGGGACCCAGUUUGGAGGACCUCUUUUCCUUCUGUGGACGAAAGUUUUCACUUAAGACAGUGGUACUUACCUAUACCGAAGGAAGAUUUGUAUGUACUUAAAUAUUUAUCAGUCUAUUACCACAAAUUUCGUUUUACUUUUACUACAGCUGCAGUAGAAGGUGCAAACGAGUACUUCGGCAUCUUCUUCAUCUGGAUUAUGCUGGUAACCAAAAGAAAAAAUACAAGCAAUAGAUGAUUUUUGGUAGCCAUCUUCGACUGUGGUUUGUUCACGGCAGUUGUACAUCUCGUUUUGCCGCCUGUGGUGAUCUUCUUGCCACUGCCAGCCAAAUCAUCAAUUCUAUCAGGUAAUGUUGGCGGAUCAAAUGAUCAAUAGAGUGGAAUACAUGCACACGAAGAACUUCCUGCACCGAGAUAUCAAACCCGACAACUUUCUCAUCGGUCUAGGUACUCCUUUCCAUGAUUUAGCAGAAGAAGUUACUUUCUCAUAAUUUCUAGGGUACCACUCGAAAGGAAAUCAAAUUUGUCGGACUAGAAGUAGUUUUACUUCGAACACACUGAUCGUGAUCGUGAUCAAUUCAAAAAAAAGAAUCCAACCAGGUAAAAAAGCGAACAUGGUUCAUAUCAUCGAUUUUGGAUUGGCGAAGAAGUACCGCGACCCUAAGAGCCAGCAGCAUAUUCCAUACCGUGAAAACAAAAAUCUAACCGGUACAGCACGUUACGCGAGUAUCAAUACGCAUCUCGGAAUCGAGCAGUCUCGGCGCGAUGAUCUUGAAGCGGUUGGUUACGUUCUUAUGUACUUCAAUAGAGGAUCGCUGCCGUGGCAAGGUAACUGCAACUUAUGAACUUGUUCCAGUAUUGGUACGUUUUGAUGUAGUUGAUGAUCGUUCAUUUUUACUUCUGCUCUAAGUCUCCCAAGUUGUACAAUUUUAUGGGACCGCCUUCAUCAACCCGACGAGCCGAUCUACUUACUAUGUUUUGUACUCAACCUCCACUUGCUACUUCAGCUAAUAUUUAUCUACCUUAACAUCAAUUUCAAUAUUCAGGAUUGCGAGCCGUCGGAAAGAAGGAGAAAUAUGAGAAAAUCAUGGAAAAGAAGAUGGCAACCCCAAUCGAAACCCUGUGCAAGCACUUCCCGUCUGAAUUUAUCACUUAUCUCGGCUAUUGCCGAGGCCUGCGAUUUGAGGACCGCCCAGAUUACGCCUAUCUUCGCAGACUCAUGAAGGGUACAACUCAAUAUUAAUUAUGUUCUCCCCAUCCCCAUGGGGCCCAUGUACUAGUGCUUUGCGUGGUACUGGCAUCUUUAUAUCUGGGUUACAACCUUACAAUAUAUACUGAGCUACCCCAACAUGACCGAUGAGGUCAUGAAAUAGAAGAAGAGCUUCAGACAAGGAUAUAAUAUGCAAGUCAACAUUUGCAUUAUUGACGCUUUUCACAUCAAACGACAUUCCACUCAUACCAUUCUUAACUCUUUUUUCGUUUUUCCAUCUGCAAUCACAGAUCUCUUCUGCCGGGAGCAGAUUCAGUAUGACUUCAUCUUCGACUGGACCGUGCUGAACUAUCGAACCCAGCAGCAGCAGCAACAACAGCAGCAACAAGCGCAACUGGCGGGAACGCAAGGCAACAGUACUCACUCUAACUGACGUGAACAGAUUUUUUUAUGAUCUACAAAUCAUUGGAGACCAUGUUCUCGCGAUACUGAGUCAUUUCAUUUUCAUGAGGAUGAAGCUCUUGCUGUUGUUCAUGUCGCAAAAAAUUCCUUAUCAGAAAAAAUCAUCAGUAAUCGUUGCGAUUUACUUAUUUCCUUGUGCUUGCAUUUUUACGACACUUUAUUUCUCAGCAACUACAACUGCAACUAACACACACUAUCCUCAUCAGACGACACCACCGUCGCGUAAAAAGUUUCGCCUGGAGGUCGGUAGUGACAAUCGCGCAGACGACGCCUGCAAAGAACGAUGAUCGUUAUCUGUUGUUGAUAUAAAUAUGUCGCUUCGACGAGUUUCGUGUUGUAAAUUUUUCUAGCGCUGUAAGUCCAUAGCAGUCGUACAUAGUCAUGAAGGUCUUUGUUGUACAUCAAAAAAAAUGAUUGAAAAUGGAAAAAGUUUUCUUGUUUUUACUGUCUUCAUCCCGCUCCCGAUGCCCCGUAUAGAUAUUCUUAAAUAUAGAUCCAUCUCCUAAAUUCGGUCCUCACUCUCUCAGAAGUCGUAUACUAGUCCUCUUCACUAAAAGAAAAUCAUGUUGACAACAUGAAGAUGAAAACAAGCGGACGGCUUUCAUCAUAGAACAGCAUGUCUCACCUCUGUUGCUGUGGUGCCUCUGCCUGUCAUCUCCGUAAACCUCAGUUGUAGAAAUGAUGGCGUGCUGCAUGCUUGUGCGUGAAGGGCGUCGGAAAGCCUAAACCGUCAUGAUGCUGACGACCUUCUCGUUUGCAACAGGCAAAGGCGAUUAUGAAAAGAGGUAGCUUAACUCUUUCAGGAUAGACUGACGAGGAGAAUGCUAGGCAAGGCUCAAAAAUGCCAGGAAUAUCAGACAUACUUCGUGUUUUCUUGGUUACCAUCUUCAUAUUACUACUUCGAGUGACUGUUCCUCUCUCUUCUUCCUAAAAAAAGUCCCUUAUUUUCGUAGUCACUAACAAGCUCAAGAUCUCAAUCUCCUUACUCAUACUCUGUUUAAUCGUCGUCACAAAUUAGCUCAUUUUUCAGACCCAAUCCACUUAGAUUUUUAGAAUCAAUCAACAACUAGCACAAAUCUUACAACAGAUGGAGUGAAAAAAAUGUUAAACAACAAAGAGAUUGCUUGAACAAUUUGGUUCUCUAUUCAGGCGGAACGGCAAUGUUUUUAAUUAUAAUCUUAUAUAUCAUUUACAUUUUUUUGUUGAUAAAUUGGUUUAUCCACAGGAGUCGUUCCAAAGCCGUUAAUGUCGUGCCCCGUGUUGAGUACCGCGCGGAACCCCUUACUAAUGCAUCGAUCUUCCGCGACAUGCCCUAUCUCCAGAUCAGCUACUGUGUAAGGUCAGACUCGUACUGAGGUGAAUCUGAAUGAUGACGUUGAGCAUAACCAAGCCACGAAAGAGAAUGUAAAAGAUUCUUGGAAGUAGAUCAUGCUUUAUUGUCUUGAUAGAUGAAACUUUAAUGCUACAUAGAUAUGGAAAAAAAUGUUUUAAGUUUAAUUCAUUCCUUCGGCGCGAUUAUUGUGAAGGCACAGGCAGGGAAAAGAUGAGUAAUCCAUAGAUAUGAGAGUUUUAGUUUUGUAGUCUCCUUGAUAAUGAUAUUGACAAUUGAGAUUCAUAGAACGGGAAAAAGUUGUACUUUCAUCUGGUGAGGUCGGUUGCUGAUGUAGUUAUCGAUGAGCGGCUGCGGUAGCAUCAUGCCCUUGUGCGAGUCAUGACAUGAGUUGUUGUUAUCAAUACCGAUUUGGUAAUUGGUCGGCUAGUAUUGCCGUCGUAGUCGUGGUAUAUUAGACUUUUUUAGUACACGACCAUUUCCUUGAUCAUGCACAAAGGCAGUGACCACGAGGCUCAGUGCUAGAGGAGCGACAAGCUACUGCGUGUCCCACACUUAUGCAUACUACAGAUGCAGUUCUUGGUGUUGUUCAAAUGUUAACGAACAAGAUGUCCCUGGUGUUGUUCAAAUGUUAUCCAACAUCCUGCUACGGCGCUACUCCUCGUCGACGUCCUCAUGGUAGAUACCAUGCUGGAUGAUAGAUACUAUGGUGGAAUAACAUGCUGGUUUAUGGGAGAUGAAUAAAAUACAAAUCUUUCUGCUCACCCACAUGCCGAGUAAUCGCCACCCUUGUCGUGCAGGAUCUCCAGUUACAUCUGUGUAGGGGAAGACAUAGCACGCACAUGCAACAUGACCGUGUCGAUGAUUACGCAAGCCUUGCUUGUCGUUUGUCGACAGAGCAUCAACAUUGACCCCAGUUGAGUUUACUUUUCUACCAUUCGGAUUCGCCUGUUGGUCCUACUCUUCAACCACAAAAAUCAAUCAAUCUUUGUUUCGACAUGUAAACCUUCCGCUUUCCCAGAUGCUAGGUCAUCAUUCUCAUGCGUUCGGGACCUAACCUACAAACCAAAACCUAGGCCAUUUUCUUCUACGACUUUCGUGUUUUUGUGUCGGUACGCAGGACCGAGGAUCAACAUGAUCAUAGAUAGUGAUAGUCCGAGCAGUCCUCCCUGCAAGGAAUUUAUUUGUAACAAGAUGUUGCAACACAAUGACAAACACAAAAGUACUUGAUCACAAGGAGCGUGACCAUCCGUGGUGUUCAUCUGUGCUGUGCAUCAAUACAGGCAAAGGGAGCAGUUAACGAUGGAGAUUGACAGAUUCAAAAUCAUGUACUCUCCGUGACUAGAAGGAACCCACAAUGGUUUGGACCGAGGUCAACGGAGGUACUCACCUCUACAAGACGGGAAGAGGAGUACCUUGUCUAGGAGAAGCACCAGGAGUUUGUAGUGGUACGUAUUUACUUGCAGCUGUUGAAGAUGGAGGAAUGUGAGAUAGUACUAAAAUAAAAUCACAGCUUCCACCGAGUUGUUUGAUGGCGGGUUGAAAGGAUUUCGAUCGAGCUGAUGCGGACUACCUAGAAGCGUGCAUGGAAACUACCCUCCGCAUGAGAUGUGUUGGAAAGAUCGCAAAACAACCACUUUUAUGUGAGGUGACUGAAAUUAACUCCAAUAAAAUUCUGCUUGUUCUACAGCUUUUUACUUAAUAAUGAUUAAUGAGAAAAUUUAUAUCUUUUCGUUUCUUAAAUGAUUCUGUCUCGUCAUUCUAUGCUUGUUGUAAUCAGUCGGGUAUGAAUCAUAUUCGCGACGUGCUGCAAUCACAUGAGGUAUUUUGUUCGUUCUUCCGCCUCUACUUGAUCAUAAUAGAAUAUCGAACUGUUUCGUUGGAGGCAAUAACCAAUGAAUAAGGGUGGCGUCUCUUCUUGGAGGAGAUGACACGCUUGACCUUGUCCAAUAUGGAUUGAUGAUGUUGAUCGCACUACAUGACAAAAAUCGAAGCACGACUCACAAUGAUGGUCAUCAUUAUCUUACUCUUCUUUCUUAUUAUUUAGUCUAAGUGUGAGACAACUGUCAAGAACAUGUUGAGGAUCAUCCCAUACAUGCGGCGCAAACGUGAUGUUAUCAGAUAUUUUCGUUCAUGCUUUUCCUAGUGAUAAUCUUUAUCUUCUUGAAAUGAUGUUUAAACUGGCCGUACCCGCAUGUUGUUGGACUGCUGACCCUACCGCGUGCUAGGCACACGCAGAGAGAAAAACCCUUGGAAAAUUAUUGCAGUGAGGGCAGUCGUAUGAUGCUAUUUCGAGGACGGUCUGUAGUCUGUCUUCGUGCCAUUUUCUUUUCUCACGACGCGAUAACUGAC